Molecule: messenger RNA, 3808 nt
Organism: Engraulis encrasicolus (European anchovy)
Lineage: Eukaryota; Metazoa; Chordata; Actinopteri; Clupeiformes; Engraulidae
Gene: iqsec3a
Product: IQ motif and Sec7 domain ArfGEF 3a
Exons: 15
Coding region: 1-3462 (1153 amino acids)
Biological process (GO): actin cytoskeleton organization; regulation of ARF protein signal transduction
Molecular function (GO): guanyl-nucleotide exchange factor activity; protein binding
Source: RefSeq, a predicted model, not a curated record
AUGGAAAGCCUCCUGGACAACCCCAUGAAAGCUGUGCUGUACCUAAAGGAGCUCACUACCAUUGUGCAGAACCAGCAGAGUCUGAUUCAGACGCAGCGGCAGAGAAUAGACGAACUCGAGAGGAAGGUGGAGGAUUUGAUAGGCGAGAAUCGCCAGCUGCGGGCACCGCCACAGCAGAUUUACCAGCACCACCACCAUCCGUCUCCGGGAAGCCCCACCACGCAGUCGCUUGUUCACCUGCAACAGCACACGACCUCCGGAAAGGCUGUGAUUCUUCCAGGUCAGACCUUGCAGCAGCAGCCCGCUGCCUCUCAGGCGCAUCCACCGCAACAUCCUCCCCCGCCACCACCGGCUCCCCAUAAUCCGCAACACCUGCAGCUGGUUCUUACCUCCCCGCCAUCCCCCAAAACGGGUCACCUCAGUCCGUCACCUUCGAAGGACGAUAAUAAACGGAGCCUGUGCCGGACAUCUCUGGUCACACAGACGCCAUCUACCCUUGGUCGCUCUCUGGGGCUCGCCACAACAUCUGAGAAUCAGACUGUUCUGCACCAGUUCUGCUGCCCUGCCCCUGAUGCUGUCGAGGCUGAUUGUCAGUCCAGUCCAGUUCCCAGUGAGACUGAGGCUGAGGCUGAGGCUCUGCACACUGAAGGUGCUGAGAGAGAGGCAGCCAGCUCUGCUGCUGUGCUAGAUGAUGGAGACUCUGACCAGGCACAGCAGGAUGUGUCGAGAACUGUAACUGAAACAGGAGAGGGAGGUGAAGGAGAUGAUGAACAUGAGGAUGAUACUGAGGGUGAAGAACAGCAUCAGUCGGAUCAGACUGCUGCUGCUCCUGCUGCUGCCCACGAUGAGCUGAUAGGGCGUAAUGUGGAGGAGGAGGUGACGCAGGAGGAAUGUGAGCUGGAAAAUGAAGAGGAAGGGGAAGUAGCCUGUUGGGGACCGGGGAGAAGAGCGAGUCUCCACCACACAGCCUCUCCUAUACGAGUUCGGAGGAACAGCAGCUGCUCGCACGCCCAGUCGUCUGUGGCUGACUAUGAACUGUCUCUUGACCUCAAAAACAAGCAGAUCGAAAUGCUAGAGCACAAGUAUGGAGGCCACCUCAUCUCUCGCCGUGCCGCCUGCAAGAUCCAGACGGCCUUCCGCCAGUACCAGCUCAGCAAGAACUUUGAGAAGAUCCGCAACUCGCUGCUUGAGAGCCGCCUGCCACGCCGCAUCUCACUGCGCAAGGUGCGCGUGCAGAACCCAGAGGGCUUCUCAGCUGAGCGGGCGCUGGCAGAGGGAUGUGGACUGGCAGGCAUUCCCUUGGCACGCUCCCCGUCACUACCGGCCACUGUUGGAGGCAAUCUCACAGACUUGGAGGAUACCUUCAACGAACAAGUGCAGUCUCUUGCCAAGUCCAUUGAUGAUGCACUCAGUAAUUGGAGCCUAAAGACUAUAUGUUCUUUACAGGACGGUAGCACAUACCAGUUUAGCAGCGAGAGCUUCAGUGCUGCAAGAAAACACCCGUGUGUCCUGGAAGAGGGAGACAUGUUGAAUUCGACUACGCUGCAAGGUCAUAUAACAACACAGGUAGAGAACUAUGAGAACAUGUCUCGAAACACCAGCAAGUUGAUGAUGGCUUUUCGGGAUGUAACAGUGCAGAUUGAUAGCCAAAAUAUCCACGUGUCGUCCUCUGUCGUGGAGUCCUCUACCUCUGUGUCAGUGGGAAGCUUUGUCCAGCUGGGAGAUGAAGUGGAAAGCCAACGAGAUGCUCAAACCCUAGCCAAAGAAAAAGAGAAGAGCGUGGCAGCAGCAGAACAACAGCACCAGCCCCCCAUUACAAAGCAAGACUCUGGGGAGGAUAAAGAUGAGGAUUUUCCCGCACCUCCGACAUCCUUCGAGGAAGAUCAGCUACAGGAGGAGGAGGUAGUGGAGGAGGAGGAGGAGCCACCCACACCAUUUCUCCCACCCCCAGAAACAGUGGAGGACUCGGAGAAGGCAUUUACAACAAAGAGCACAAACUCCACACAUCCUUCUGAAGCACCACCAGAAAGUGUGGCUAGAAACACAUCUCCAGAAUUACAGGUGCUAACGUCCAAGCACAGCGAAUUGGAGGUCACGGACAACAGCUCUGAACGCAUGAGCAGCAGCAGCACAUCCAACUCUGCCAACUCUGCCUCCGAGGGCUCAUCUAAAGAUCCUCUACAGACGAUGAUCCUAAGCCUGCCACGGUACCAGUGUGAGAACCCAGUGAGCUGUAAGUCCCCCACCCUCUCCACAGACAUCAUGCGGAAACGGCUCUAUCGCAUCGGUCUCAAUCUCUUCAACAUCAAUCCAGAUAAAGGCCUGCAGUUCCUCAUCUCUCGUGGAUUCAUUCCUGACACUCCCAUUGGUGUGGCUCAUUUCCUUCUCCAGAGAAAGGGGCUGAGCCGGCAGAUGAUUGGAGAAUUUCUUGGCAACAGUAAAAAACCCUUCAACCGGGAUGUACUUGACUGUGUUGUAGAUGAGAUGGACUUUUCCGGGAUGGAGUUGGAUGAAGCGCUGAGGAAAUUCCAGGCCCACAUUCGAGUCCAAGGAGAGGCACAGAAGGUGGAGCGACUGAUAGAGGCCUUUAGCCAACGCUACUGUAUGUGCAAUCCAGAUGUGGUGCAGCAGUUCCACAAUCCAGACACCAUCUUCAUCCUAGCGUUUGCAGUCAUUCUCCUCAACACAGACAUGUACAGCCCUAACAUUAAACCAGACCGCAAGAUGAUGCUAGAGGACUUCAUACGAAACUUGAGAGGUGUGGAUGAUGGUGCUGACAUACCUCGGGACAUGGUGGUCGGUAUAUAUGAACGUAUUCAGCAGAGGGAACUUCGCUCCAAUGAGGACCAUGUCACCUACGUCAGCAAAGUGGAACAAAGCAUUGCUGGAAUGAAGACUGUGCUCUCAGUACCCCACAGACGACUUGUAUGCUGCAGUCGACUAUUUGAAGUGGCUGAUGUGAACAAAUCGCAAAAACAGGCUGCGCAUCAGAGAGAGGUCUUCCUUUUCAAUGACCUGAUUGUGAUCCUGAAAUUGUGUCCAAAGAAGAAGGCAACUGCAGCUUACUCCUUCUGCAAAGCCAUGGGGCUGUUGGGAAUGCAGUUCCAUCUGUUUGAGAAUGAAUAUCACUCCCAUGGCAUCACCAUAUUAUCUCCAUUCUCAGGCCUGGACAAGAAGCAGAUCUUGAAUUUUUGUGCUCAGAGUGCCGAGGACCUUCUCAAAUUUGUUGAGGACCUAAAGGAGUCCAUUGCGGAGGUGUCAGAGAUGGAACAAAUACGCAUUGAAUGGGAACUGGAGAAGCAGCGUGGGACGAAGAUACACUCAACCAAGAGCAACAGUUGCCAGUUUGAUAUGAAAGACAGACAAGAUUUGCCAUUAGGUAAGCGGGACUUUGAUGAGAAGAGUGGAAACUGUGAAGUUGAGGUUCCAGAUGUCCCGGGUCAACAGCCCAUGGAGCCCUGAGAACAUCACUCUCUUCAACCAGCAAACAAAACUCUUGAUAGCUGCAGUGCCAAGUCUCAACAGUCUCAAUUGUCUUCACCUACUUUGUCCUCUACCGUACGUCCAUAUACAUGUUACUGUGGCCGAGCUGCAUUCCUUGUCCAUUAAAAAAAAAAGACUGUAGACGUAUGUCCAGAGGAAUCAUUGGCCACAGCGUGAGGUGGCUUCUCAUUGUGCUAAAAAAAAGAGGGAUGAAUUGGGUGCGUUUGUAAACUGCCUCUCCAAGUACACCACCGUCAGCUCUGACUUUGACACCAUUCUGAGCUCCCGUUCAUUUGUCAACAGUGGAAUGCUUUUUUCUUUCGAA